UGUGCUUAGUGUGUGAGCAGGUGCUGGGCUGCCGCUCACUAUUCUUUUUCUUUGCAAGCCGUGUUCGCUGCCUCUGAGCCCUGUUCUUUUCUUGAAGGCUUUCUCAAUAGGCUAAGAGCUAUCACUUUUAUUUUCUGUUGACAGCUUUAACUUGUGUCUGCCCUAAUGUUAUCUCUAAGGCUUGGAUUUGUAAUAAGACUGGCAUUAUGAAUGCUUGUUCAUGUUGCCUGUUAAUGCCAUUAAUGAUCUAUGUUUUGCCUUAUUCUUUAGAGAAAAGCCCAACCUGAUGCCUUUUGCCUCCCAUAGGAAAGAUUUACUUUUUGAGGAAAAGACCACAUUUCUUCAUGAAACAAGCUGCUGCCAAAAGAAUUCAUACUUUUUUCAAAGACGAUGAUACAAAAACAGAUCUGGAUAAUUUCUCUUGUAAUUGUGACUUCAGCCACUGGCCUUGGAGACAUUGAUCAAGAAGAUUCUUUAGAAGAUAAAACAAAAGGGUCCAAAUAUUGGACUUGUUACUGUAAUGAUGCCAGCUGCUCUGGGGAGACUUGUGUUGGAAGGGUAUGCUAUGUGACUGAAAGCUAUGCAUCUGAAUCUGAAGGCAUUUCCAGAGCAAAGGGAUGUUUCAAUAACAGCAUAAAAGAGCAUUGCUCAUCCCUUAUGUCAAAUCUUAAGGAACAUUGUUGUGAGUGGGACUUUUGUAACAAAGACAAAGUUCUGAACGUUACCAUUAAUCCCUCAUUGGUUACCCUUCUUCUGGUGACCGUCCUCCCCUCAGUCAUCUUUAUAGUUAUUCUGUUCCUUGUCAUAGCCUGGAUUUAUAAAGCAAAACUACACAGAAGAAACAGACUAUUGGCCAUGCCCAGUGACUUUGAUGAUGCAGACAUGCUAAAGGCUUCAGUUGUUGGUGACAGCACAUUGGGGGAAUUUCUGGAUGAGUACUGCACUACUGGCAGCGGCUCAGGACUUCCAUUCCUUGUGCAGAGAACUGUAGCUCGCCAAAUUACACUGGUGGAGUGUGUAGGUAAAGGUCGAUAUGGAGAGGUAUGGAGAGGCACAUGGCAGGGGGAAAAUGUGGCUGUGAAGAUCUUUUCUUCCCGAGAUGAGCAGUCAUGGUUUCGAGAGACAGAAAUUUACAAUACAGUUUUACUGAGACAUGAAAACAUUCUGGGGUUCAUUGCAUCUGACAUGACUUCUAGGAACUCCAGCACCCAGUUAUGGUUGAUCACUCAUUAUCAUGAUGAUGGAUCUCUUUAUGAUUAUCUACAGAGGACUAGUGUGGAUUCAGAGGGCUGCUUGAAAUUGGCACUUUCCAUCAUUUGUGGCUUGGUGCACCUACAUGUAGAAAUCUUUGGUACCCAAGGCAAGGCUGCCAUUGCACAUAGAGACCUAAAGAGUAGAAAUAUCCUUGUGAAAGCCAAUAAACAGUGCUGCAUUGCAGAUUUAGGCCUGGCAGUGAUGCAUUCUCAGAAUGGGGAUUACCUGGAUAUUGGUAACAACCCACGAGUUGGCACAAAGCGUUACAUGGCACCAGAAGUCCUUGAUGAAACCAUACGCACAGACUCGUUUGAGUCCUACAAACAGACAGAUUUAUGGGCUUAUGGACUGGUUUUGUGGGAAAUAUGCAGAAGAACUGUUGUAAAUGGCAUGGUGGAAGAUUACAGGCCUCCAUUUUUUGAUGUUGUUCCACAUGACCCUAGCUUUGAGGAUAUGAGGAAAGUUGUCUGCAUUGACCAGCAGAGACCAAAUAUAUCCAACACAUGGAGUUCAGACAAUAUUUUGUCUGCUAUGACAAAGAUCAUGAGGGAAUGCUGGUUCUCAAGUCCAUCCGCCCGGCUAACUGCUUUGAGGAUCAAAAAAACCCUAAACAAGCUGAGAAGUUCCCUGGAUCAAAUAAAGCAAGAAUGCUGAAAAGGCAAAUGCUGCGUAACAUAUUGGGAAGAGACCCCAGAGUAAAAUCUAUAAAGGACCCAAGCAGUAAGGACUACCUCCAGUUAAACUGGGCCCCUUCAUUAAACAUUCCUAUGUGCUAUUUAUAAAAGCCUGAACUUGGGAUAAACAACAAGCAAAUAACUGCAAAGUAUCCUCUCUGCAAUCAGGACCUGUCUGUUUAGAUUUUAACCAAAACCCUGAAAAUGAAACCCAUUCUUUUGUUGGGAUUAUCAUAUGAUGUUCAGAAUUCAAACUUUUUCAUCAAUACCUGAAGCAGUUAUUAGUGUUCAUAUAAUUUUUGUUUGUUUUUAGGAAUAGGAAUGUAAUCCUUGUGAUUGUUUUAUACAGAUGGGAUGCAUGGUUUAGAUGCAACAAGACAGAUGUUGCACAAGUGGUUGAUAUUUUCUUUAAAAGCAACUUUCGAUGUCUACAGUGACAAAGUGCAACCUAAUCAGAAUUUCCAGGUAUCCACAGCAAAUUCAGUUUAAGGACCCUAAAAGUUUGGGAUAAUGACCUUUGUAAUGAGCCACAGACUUGAGUGGUUGCACCAUACCCUUAUUACACGGUGUGGGGCCUCUUUUAAUAUGUUAUGGCAUGUUAAAAAAUCCAUUCCUCAAAGUUAUGCUGCUGAUUUAGAAAGUGUUUUUGCGAUAUUACAAAUGGAAGGUGUCAAAUGUGCAGAAUAUAUUUGAAACACCAUUCCUCUCAAUGUGUGUUAGAGAGGCAGCACUGAGAACCAACACCUCUCAGUAUCAGUGGACCUGUCACCCAGGCAUGAGAAGCUGUAUAAUAAAAGCCCUUUUUUAAAUUAAAUAUGAAACCCAUUUUUUU
Molecule: messenger RNA, 2760 nt
Organism: Xenopus tropicalis (tropical clawed frog)
Lineage: Eukaryota; Metazoa; Chordata; Amphibia; Anura; Pipidae
Gene: acvrl1
Product: activin A receptor like type 1
Exons: 11
Coding region: 391-1908 (505 amino acids)
Biological process (GO): cell surface receptor protein serine/threonine kinase signaling pathway
Cellular component (GO): membrane
Molecular function (GO): protein kinase activity; kinase activity; protein serine/threonine kinase activity
Source: RefSeq, a predicted model, not a curated record